AUUUAAUUUGAAGACGGACCACUUCCGGUCCAGCUGUCAACAGACCCUGCAGUACACGUGUUUCCACAGUUAAAAUGCCGAAGAUUCAGAGGGGAAAACCUGCGGAGAAAGUGGUUCAUCCGUACAGCCGGAAGGCAGCUUAUAUGGCCCGAGAGGAGUGCAGACUUAGGAGGAAAGAGAGGCAGAAGACUGAGAAAGCUACUCGUCUAAGCAACAUUGGUGAGAAGCUCUUGUGGUUUCAGAGUGAGCUGGAUCCAGCUAAGGCGACUUACACAAAAAAAGAUGCCUGCGACAUCAUUGAGAGAUACCUCCACAGAUUUGACUCUGAACUUGAGCAGAUUGAACUCAUGAAUGGGAUCAAAGGUCGGCAGGGUCGUCUCCAUGGCGCCAGAGAGGCCAUAAUCAAACAGACCAUCGAGCGAGAGCGGGCACAGUUUGAGGGUGUCGGUUUCGAAAUCCCCGACAUCAUCAACGGAAAACAUCUGAAGACCUUUAGAGAGUGGACUGGGGACCUGAAGAAACUUCCGAAUAUUAAACUGCGCAAGGUCUCGAACAAAAGUUUAGAGUCAAAGAAGGAAGGAGAGGAGAAACACGAGGGCAAGGAGGAUCAGGAGGAUGAUGAUAAUGAGGAAGAUGGAAGCGAUUUGGACAGUGAGCAAAUGGAUGCGAUUUCAGACUCCCACUGAGACUCUUCAUGUUGGAGCUACUGGAGUAUUAAGACUUAAUGUGAUGUGUGAGAAGAUGCUGCUGCUAUUCCUGGACGGUCCACGAGAUGGUGCUACAGCCUCAAAUAGCAAAGUCAGAUUUUUUUUUUUUCAGUCUGAACUCCUGCCAAAAGUUUCUCAGUAACUUCACACCAGCCUUUCAGAGGUUUCUACAUUCAUCAUUUAUUGCACAAAUAAAUAUGCGUUUCAUGUAACCACGAUGCUCUGUUUUAUUUAGAAAAAAGCUGUUGUGGUGGGUUUAAGACAUAGAGGAAACUGUAUUUUCUGUGAGGUGAGAAACCAAAUCGAGACUAUAAAAGUGGUCAUGUGUGAGUAACAGUCGCUUUGAGUAGGCCGACUUUGUGUCGGUUCGAAUCAAGUGAAAUGCUCAUAAUCUAAUGUAAAAACAUGAAUGGGGGGGGGGAACUAUGAAAGCUCUAGUUACAUCAACAUAAAUAAAGGUUGUCCAGCUCAGGACCUCCGAAGCUGCAAA
Molecule: messenger RNA, 1197 nt
Organism: Neolamprologus brichardi
Lineage: Eukaryota; Metazoa; Chordata; Actinopteri; Cichliformes; Cichlidae
Gene: tma16
Product: translation machinery associated 16 homolog
Cellular component (GO): nucleus
Source: RefSeq, a predicted model, not a curated record